Molecule: messenger RNA, 1569 nt
Organism: Pseudogymnoascus destructans
Lineage: Eukaryota; Fungi; Ascomycota; Leotiomycetes; Thelebolales; Thelebolaceae
Exons: 2
Coding region: 136-1224 (362 amino acids)
Biological process (GO): cytoplasmic translation
Cellular component (GO): cytosol
Molecular function (GO): metal ion binding; mRNA binding
Source: RefSeq, a predicted model, not a curated record
CACUUGGGAAGAGCGCACGCGACCACACACUCAUUCAAAAUCUAUAAGAAGGGGAUCACGAGUAUCGCCUACGUAGAUCCGAUCGCCCCCAGCGCAUAGGCUUUACGUCCUCUUAUCCUACAACCCACCGCCAAAAUGCCGCCAAAGAAGCAAGAAAAGCAGGGCGGGGGCAAGAAGCCUUCGGCCACGAAGAUGGUGGAGGACAGGACCUUCGGAAUGAAAAACAAGAAGGGAGCCCAGACACAAAGGCAAAUCGCACAAAUGACGCAGUCUGCAAAGGCUGGCGGAACCCCAGAAGAAAAGAAGAAGGCGGCAGAGAAAGCCCAGGCGGAGAGGGACAAGGCUGCCUCUCUGGCGGCGCAGAAAGAGACAAUGGAGUUGUUCAAGCCUGUGCAAGUCCAGAAAGUGGCAUUUGGCGUGGAUCCCAAGACUGUUCUGUGCCAGUUCUACAAGAAGGGACAUUGCGAAAAGGGAAAAAAGUGCAAAUUCUCGCACGACUUAGCUGUGGAGCGUAAGACGGAGAAGAAAGAUUUAUAUCAAGAUUCGCGAGAGGAGGAAGAGAAGGCAAAGAAGGAGGAGACUUCAGCAGAUUGGGACGAGGAGAAGCUGAAAUCCGUCGUUUUAUCGAAGAAGGGCAACCAGAAGACGACGACUGAUAAGGUCUGCAAGUUCUUUAUCGAGGCAAUCGAGGAAGGCAAAUACGGUUGGUUCUGGAAUUGCCCGAAUGGAGAGAAGUGCAUGUACCAACACAAAUUGCCACCUGGAUUUAUAUUGAAGACCAAGGAGCAACGCGCAGCUGAAAAGGCUCUUAUGGAUAAAUCUCCGCUCAAGACCCUUACACUCGAGGAUUUCUUAGAAAGCGAACGACAUAAGCUGACCGGAAAGCUGACACCCGUUACACCUGAAUCAUUCGCCAAGUGGAAGUCGGAGCGCAUGGACAAGAAGCAGGCAGAGCAGCAGGCACGCGAACAGAAGGAGGCAACCGGUCGUGCUAUGUUCGAGAAGGGUGACUGGAAUAAGGAUAUUGAUGAGGAUGAGGGAGGCGAUGAUGAUGACGCAUGGAACUUGGAGAAGCUGCGCCUGGAGACCGAGGCUAUAAGAGCGAGGAAAGAGGCUAAUCGGAUAGAGGCUGCAGGCGGCCCAUCAGUAAGCCGGCUGGUGGACGAAGGAUCGAAUGACACCGGCGAUGGCUCAGAUGAGGAGGUUGAACCGUCAGCAAAUUAAAAGUGAUUUUCUGCGCGAGGUGUAAAGAAGUGGGUUAUGGGACGGGUUUGUCUUGGGUUUAAUGGCUUCGACAGGAAUUAUGGUCAUGAUAGGAUGGAUCAUUGGCCUUGUUGAACCUCUCAAGCGAUAGGCCAGCGAGGCCAGCAUUGACGCUCAUUCACAUAGAUGAAAUGAUGAUGUACUUGUGGAGAGCCAAAUGCUCUUUGUACACUACGCAUAUACUUUGUCUCUUUCUAAAUAUAUGCAUGUGAGACUCAAAAUGCACCGAGGUUUUAAUACUACGACGAGAUCACUUGUUCAAAAUAGUGUAUUGAACUAAGUACAGUAAUAAACAAACUCCAAGCC